AUGAUUUCUCGUGAAGCCUUUGAAGUUUCGGAAGUCUCACCAAACUCGAAUCGCAUCUAUCAUGUUCACCCAUCAAUCUUCCCAUUAGGUGGUCAACAGGGUUGA
Messenger RNA from Echinococcus granulosus, 105 nucleotides. RefSeq lists its product as hypothetical. The record is from RefSeq and is a predicted model, not a curated record. Lineage: Eukaryota; Metazoa; Platyhelminthes; Cestoda; Cyclophyllidea; Taeniidae. The transcript is spliced from 2 exons. The coding region runs from base 1 to 105 and encodes 34 amino acids.